Molecule: messenger RNA, 1617 nt
Organism: Neltuma alba
Lineage: Eukaryota; Viridiplantae; Streptophyta; Magnoliopsida; Fabales; Fabaceae
Product: flavonoid 3'-monooxygenase-like
Exons: 3
Coding region: 74-1411 (445 amino acids)
Molecular function (GO): iron ion binding; oxidoreductase activity, acting on paired donors, with incorporation or reduction of molecular oxygen; monooxygenase activity
Source: RefSeq, a predicted model, not a curated record
CGGGAACCUCAACCUCAUAGGCUCUGUUCCUCACUCCUCCUUAAGUGCACUCUCCCAAAAAUAUGGACCCGUUAUGCAUCUCAGGCUAGGCUUAAAACACUUUGUCGUCGUAUCCUCCGCCGGCGUUGCCGAAGCCUUCCUCAAAACCCACGGCCACACUUUCUCAUCCAGACCAAAAGCCACCGCCGGAAAGUACGCAGCCUACAAUUACUCCGAUAUUCUCUGGGCCCCUUACGGCCCACAUUGGCGCCAAGCCCGCAAGAUAUGCUUCACACAAUUAUUAUCUCAGAAGAGCAUAGAAUCCAGCGAGUACAUCAGAAAGGAAGAGAUGAAAACUAUGCUGAAGGAACUGUUCAUUUCUUCGGGCACGACCGUAUUACUGAAGGAUUACCUUUAUAGUUUAAACCUGAAUAUUAUAAGUCGCAUGGUGUCGGGGAAGAAGUACGUGGAGAAGGGGCAAAGUGGCUUUGUGAGCUGGGAAGAGUUCAGAAAACUGGUGGAUGAGUUUGUCUUGAUCAAUACUGGGGUUGCGAAUAUUGGGGAUCUGAUACCUUGGCUCAGUUUCUUGGACUUGCAGGGUUAUAUAAAGAGAACGAAGGAUUUCAGUGUGAAGUUUGAUAGGUUUCUGGAACAUGUGUUAAAUGAGCACGAAGAAAGAAGGAAAGGUGUUGAGAAUUAUGUGGCCAAGGACAUGGUGGAUUUGCUUUUAAAGCUCGCUGAAGAUCCCACUCUUGAGGUCAAGCUUGAAAGGAACAGUGUCAAAGGAAUAACUCAGGACCUUUUGAUAGGUGCGAUAGAUACCUCAGCAGCAACUAUGGAAUGGGCAAUGUCUGAGCUAUUGAAAAACCCAGAAAUCUUAAGGAAGGCCACAGAAGAGUUGGAGAGAGUGAUCGGCCGAGACAGAUGGGUAGAAGAGAAAGACAUAGUGAACUUGCCUUACAUUGAAGCUAUUUUCAAAGAAACAAUGAGAUUUCACCCUCCAGCACCUGUGUUGCCUCCGAAGACGUCAUCCAUAGAUGGCGACUCCAAAGUUUUAGGGUAUGACAUCCCAAAGGGGACCCAAAUUAUCGUUAAUGUGUGGGCUAUUGGUAGAGAUCCUGCAACAUGGGACAACCCUAAUGAGUUUUACCCGGAGAGGUUCAUAGGUAAAGAUAUUGAUGUAACAGGACACCACUUUGAGUUAUUACCAUUUGGGGCCGGAAGAAGGAUCUGCCUUGGUUAUCCUCUUGCACUUAAGGUUGUUCAUGUAAGCUUGGCCAAUUUGGUGCAUGGCUUCUCAUGGAGCCUGCCGGAUCAUAUGAAGAAGGAGGACCUAAACAUGGAGGAAAUUCCUAGGCUUACUAGUGUCAGAAAACAACCACUUGAAGCUGUCAUUAAGCCUAGACUUUCAUCUCAUGAUCUUUACCUCUAAUGAUUAUAGAUAAUAAGCAAGGAAAAUAACGCUGUAAGGACUCAUAAUAAGAUACCAAGUCAAAUUAAUGAGAACCUUAUCAACUGGCGUCAUUAACUUAGUGCAGGAUAAUGUUUCCAUUUUAUUUUAUAUAUAUACACUGUGUUUGGGGCGCACGUGUGUGCGCGUGCCAGGGACUGCUAGUAUUACAAAUGGAAAAUUUUUAA